This is a messenger RNA of Tuber melanosporum (Perigord truffle), 2009 nucleotides long. RefSeq lists its product as uncharacterized. Gene Ontology annotation, molecular function: alpha-1,6-mannosyltransferase activity. Gene Ontology annotation, cellular component: mannan polymerase complex. The record is from RefSeq and is a predicted model, not a curated record. Gene Ontology annotation, biological process: cell wall mannoprotein biosynthetic process; protein N-linked glycosylation. Bases 262 to 1320 code for a protein of 352 amino acids. NCBI's taxonomy places the organism in Eukaryota, Fungi, Ascomycota, Pezizomycetes, Pezizales, Tuberaceae. The transcript is spliced from 3 exons.
CCACAAUCUUCAAGUUCAAGAGAUUGUUCCGUCAAUACCCUCUCGCUUCCCCUAUUAAUCCUUCUCACUGCCUUUCCUUCAUAAUUAUUCAUCGUGGUAUUGAGACCCUUCCUUCAUCACCUCUGUAUACACCGCUCUUUCCACUGCGCAGGACGGCUGCACGUCCCUGAUUGUUCCCGCCGCCGCCCUUAUCCCUAUUUCUGGGGUUUCUCUUUUCUUUCCAAGAUUCUUACUAACAGUAUUUACACACAUAUCUAAACUAUGGUUCGACCUCUGCGCCGCUCGAGUCCCAUAACCUUACUAUUAGCCCUAGUGCUUUUCCUCGGCUUUAUAAUUUUUAUCCUUUCACCAUCAAAUCCCGUGCCAUCAAUUCCAAAGAGCAAGAUCGCUUCAUCGUCAUCCACACGAACAUCACCCAACUCGCCUCCCCCGGUUGUCCACUACUACCUUAACAACCUUACUACCUCCUCCGACCCUAUUGGUAGCCGUGAAAAGGUUUUAGUUUUAACCCCCGUGGCUAGGUUUUAUGAUGAGUAUUGGCAAAAUCUUUUGAAGCUUAGCUAUCCUCGCGACUUGAUCGAGCUCGGAUUUAUCGUUCCCAAGACCCGCGAGGGUAACACAGCAUUGGCCAAACUAGAGGAUGCCGUUCGCCGUGUACAAACCGGGUCGAAGAAACACAGAUUUUUGGGGGUGACUAUUAUUCGACAGGAUUUCGAAGCACCGGUGCCCCAGAAUGAGAAAGAGCGGCAUGCGCUUUCUGCCCAAAAGGAACGAAGGGCGGCCAUGUCUCGUGCCAGGAAUUCUUUGCUGUAUACCACCCUGGGAACGGAGACAGCCUGGGUCUUGUGGUUGGACGCAGAUAUUAUUGAAACUCCGCAUACCCUAAUUCAAGACCUUGCAUCACACGAUAAGGCCGUAAUUGUUCCAAAUUGUUAUCAAAGGUACACCGAGAAGGGCAAGGAGAAGAUCCGUCCGUACGAUUUCAACUCGUGGCACGACUCAGAUACUGCCCUUGCAAUGGCUGGGAAAAUGGGUCCGGAAGAGAUUAUUCUUGAAGGAUAUCAUGAAAUGGCAACUUACAGGUCCCUAAUGGCGUACGAAAUGGCGGAGGGUGGAGAUCCACACCAGGAGACCGAGCUCGAUGGUGUCGGCGGAACAGCACUGCUGGUCAAGGCGGAGGUACACCGUGAUGGUGCUAUGUUCCCUCCAUUCCCAUUUUACAAUCUUAUUGAGACCGAAGGCUUUGCAAAGAUGGCAAGAAGGCUCGGUCACCAACCUUAUGGAUUACCAAAUUACCUGGUUUACCAUUAUAAUGAAUAAUUGGCGUAAUUGACCGCAUUUUCUUCUUCCCUUCCGAUUCGUGGACAUCAAUGUGCUACUCGACCGGUCCCUGUGCGCAUGUCCUCAGGUUCAUUCUCUCUCUUUUUUCCUUACUCUUGCUCCAUAUCCCCCAAGAAUUCAUGCUCAUCGACUUCAAUAGACAAUUGACAUGUUUUUUUCUUGGAAUCCUUUUUCCUAUCCCGUUACGGUGUCUGUUUUUAGUUCAUGUAUGACGUCCUGUGUGAAUAGUGUUUUUUUCCCUUUGCUUUGUUGCUUUUUUGUUUUUUUGCUUCAAAAGGGAGGGGUAGACGGGUCGUUCUCGGAAGAAAAACAUGGAGUUACGUCUUUACCACACAUUCAAUUCUGUGUGCUUUAGCUUGUCAAUUCUGCUUAGUGGUUCUAUAAUUGUGUAUCUGAUCACCAUCUAAUAUCCUGUAGAGCUACCCUUUCAGGAGAGGCCUAGGUAGCAAAUACUAGUACUCGAGUAUCCAGAAUGCCGGCCCCAUCAAUGAGGUGGUAUCUCCAGGGUGGUAAGAGCCAUGCCUAUAGAGUAAGAUCAGAGGCGAUACUGGAUGUUGGUAGCUGUGAUACUUGUAGUAAGGUCUAAAUUUAUAGAAAGCUUAUUGCACCCACCGCCUAGUCAAACUAUACCACAACCGGUCAAGCCCUUGCCGUUAGUUCAAAGAGGU